Knipowitschia caucasica is the source of this 1269-nucleotide messenger RNA. The record is from the annotation of a GenBank genome assembly. NCBI's taxonomy places the organism in Eukaryota, Metazoa, Chordata, Actinopteri, Gobiiformes, Gobiidae.
AUGAAUCCCUCAGAAGAGGCUCUGGAUGCUAUGGUAGCCCUUGUUGAGGCCCAGUUGUUGCACAGCGAUGGUCCUGCCUCACCAGACCUGCUCAGUGAGCUGCAUGGGUCACCUGCACCUGCCUCAACCCCCGAGUCUGCAACUGACAACUCGGAGCAGUCGACACUGGAACGUUUUCCAGCCACGACAAGAGAGGUCUCACACCGUCCACUUGGACCUGCCCCACGAAAGACUUUCUACCCUGCUCAAAGGCCUCCUUACUCCCGAAUGGCCCAUGCCUCUCCACAGGACAGGGCAACUUCCUCUCAACCGUCUCUCCCUUUAUACAUGAUGAUCCCUGGACCAAAACUCGUGCCUGUCCCCUCCACUGGACCAACACGUCAUUGUCCAGCGAUGAUCCAUGGACCAGCAAUGUUCCAGGCAAAGCAACCGGUUUUCUAUACAUCCCAAGCAACGGCUGGAAAUGUCCCUUCAAGGAAGAGGAAGCGGGAUGCAGAUGACGCUGGGAGGCCGUACAUCAAGAAACCUCUGAACGCCUUCAUGAUUUACAGAGCAGAGCAGAGAGGAGCCAUCAUGCAGGAGCUUGGCAUUACGAACUCAGCAGAAGUCAACACCAUCCUCGGCGAGAGAUGGGGCGAGCUAUCUGAGGCAGAACAAGCUCCGUACUUUGAGAAAGCCCGAGUGCUCAAGAGAGAGCACCAGGCCAAAUACCCUGAUUGUGCUACGGUCAACCUCAGUGCUACGGUCAACCUCCAUUCUAUGGUCAUCUUCCAGUCCCUGGCCGACCCCCAGUGCAUGGUACACCCCCUGUUUGUGUCCACCAGAACCCACCUGGUAUCCCGUCGACUGAUGGAUGGAGAGAGUUCUCCGUCCACCAGCCCUGCCAGCUCCAAGAAACACCUCUUGGAGGUUGUGGACAGUGGAAGUAGUUCACCUCUGCCCAAGUUUGCAUCAUCACCCAAACCAAACAACAGCUACAUGUUCAAGAGGGAACCUCCGGAGGGCUGCGAAAAGGUCAAAGCCUACGAGGAGAGCUCCAGACAGUCGGCCUCAGCCUCCGCUCCCCUCUUCUCCUGCCCCGACAAGAACAAGGUCAACUUCAUCCCCACGGGUUCGGCCUUCUGCCCGGUCAAACUGCCCGGCUCGCUGCCCCUGCCCCCCAGCGCGGCUCUGCACGGGCCGCCCACACAGGUGUCCACCAGCACCAGCACGGACGAGGGCCCCACAGAGACUGAAGCCCCCCAGACAGAGGACGCCGCCGUCAGCUAG